Calidris pugnax (ruff) is the source of this 2073-nucleotide messenger RNA. RefSeq names its product tetranectin-like. The coding region runs from base 51 to 533 and encodes 160 amino acids. The transcript is spliced from 2 exons. NCBI's taxonomy places the organism in Eukaryota, Metazoa, Chordata, Aves, Charadriiformes, Scolopacidae. The record is from RefSeq and is a predicted model, not a curated record.
AUGUUUAUGCUCCUGCCUUGGUUUCUCCAACAGAUGGUGUGAACCUCAAAAUGAUUGAAGACCUGAAGGCCAUGAUUGACAACAUCUCUCAGGAGGUUGCUCUGCUGAAGGAAAAGCAAGCGCUUCAGACAGUUUGCCUGAAAGGCACCAAAAUCCACCUAAAAUGCUUCCUCGCCUUUUCGGAGAGGAAGACGUACCACGAGGCCAGCGAAAACUGCAUCUCGCAGGGGGGCACCCUCAGCACCCCCCAGGGCGGGGAGGAGAACGAUGCCCUCUACGACUACAUGCGCAAGAGCAUCGGCUCCGAGGCGGAGAUAUGGCUGGGCCUCAACGACAUGGCGGCCGAGGGCAAGUGGGUCGACAUGACGGGCGGCCCCAUCCGCUACAAGAACUGGGAGACUGAGAUCACCACCCAGCCCGACGGCGGCAAGCUGGAAAACUGCGCCGCCUUGUCGGGGGCCGCCGUCGGCAAGUGGUUCGACAAGAAGUGCCGGGACCAGCUGCCCUACAUCUGCCAGUUCAUGAUCGUGUGAGUGGUGGGGGGACUUCCCCCUCACCCCGGGCCUUGCCUGGGUCUUCCCCCCCCGCCCCCUUUGGCAGCAGGAUUAUGAAGCUAUAGGUACGUGUACAUGUACGUAUGCACACACACACACCACACGCGCACACACACGUUCAAGUAGGGUCACUCUUUGAGAUGAAAAGUCAUCACCAGAUUAGAGAGCAUUAGAGCAUUUCAUUUGGCCUCCUCCAGCCCCAUUAGCAGCUGCAUCGUUCUUACUAAGGCACAAGUUAUAGAGAUAUAUUAUAUUUUUGUUUACACAGGGCAUUUGUUAGGAUGGCUGGGUCAUUUCAGCAAAGAACCUGGCAAACAGCAGCCACAGCUGCCCGGGGUCUGUCACUCUGCAGUGUCCUUCCCAUCUUGCUGAGCUUCAUCAUAGCGAGUUCCCACUUCCUUCUCCUGUUUCGUCUUUCCCAUAAAGUGAGGGACACGGGACUGAGCUUCUCGUCCCUGACAGCCCCCCCCGAUUCAGGCUCCUCAGGCUCUAGAGGGAGUUGCUCCUCCUUUGUGUUGAGGGAUACAGUUGGUUGGGGACCAGCUGCUCAACAGGUUGUCCAACUCAUCCAACUAUGUACGUGAAUAAACUAGCAAGUAACAGGCAUGGGUUGACUUACCGAGAAGGAGGGUGUCCUUUCCAGAAUCAUGCGCCCUUUUGUUGGUCCUUGUCUCAUCAACCAGAAGCCUGUUUCACUGGUUUCAGUGGGAGAGCUAGGCACGCUGCCAGAUCUUUAAAAAAAAAAUAAAAGAAAAUAAAUAAUCCCAUCAGAGCAUUAUUUGUGCUCCGGCAUCAUGGGAGAAGCAGUAAUGACUUACAGCACAGUCAGUCAAACGUAUUCUUGGAAAUAGAAGAUGGAAAUAUUAGGUAAAUUAGGAAAUGUAAUGCUAUUAGGGACAAAAGACAAGCCCACUGAGAACAAACCCCAGGAAGACUCACUUUAGCAGCUUUAGGAAUCGUACAACCUUUUUAAGUGACGGAAACCCAGCUGAAACACUCCAGUCUUUCUCAGUCCGGGCACAGUCCUCAGCAAACAUGAAUCUGCCAAGUACUGUUUGUGCCAAUAAAGUAAUGCCCAGCUGAAGGUCUGGCCUCACUAAUUUUUUUCCUGAGAAAAGGGUUCAAGGAAAAAAAAAUAAUAUCUUGAAAUAAACAGCAAUGAUGGGAAAGAAGUGCAGACCACCCCAAGAGCUUAACGAAGCUUUGCUGGCUGUUGGCUGAAAGGUAUCAGUGCUUCUUUGCAGUUCAGAGCUUGGUAAUAACUCCUGCAGGUUGGGUGUCUCAAGACACGAUGCUCUUGGGGAGCCCACAGGAGAGGUUAUUUCAAUCUGCUGCUUUGCUUAAAAACAGCACGAUGGUGGGUCUUCCAAGACAUGGAGUGGGAGAGCCAAGCUGGAGGGGCCAAAACAUACACAUAACAUUAAAUGCAGAGGGCACACUUCCAAGGCUGUCACUAUUGCCAAACUCUCCGCUGUUCAAAUGACUAUGAAAUAAAAAUAUAUAUGGCUUGCUGAAGGAA